Molecule: messenger RNA, 1621 nt
Organism: Sitophilus oryzae (rice weevil)
Lineage: Eukaryota; Metazoa; Arthropoda; Insecta; Coleoptera; Curculionidae
Product: transmembrane protein 165
Exons: 6
Coding region: 306-1208 (300 amino acids)
Biological process (GO): Golgi calcium ion homeostasis; calcium ion transmembrane transport; manganese ion transmembrane transport
Cellular component (GO): Golgi apparatus
Molecular function (GO): calcium ion transmembrane transporter activity; manganese ion transmembrane transporter activity
Source: RefSeq, a predicted model, not a curated record
CGUAUUAAGGUUAUUUAUCAAUUUUCAAAGCUCUCGGGCUUGUAUAAAAAUCAGAAAAUCAGUUUUAUCAAAGAUGUGGUGAUCUCGUGCCGAUUAAAUUCCUUUCGGUUUUAUAUAUUCCAUAAUUACACCACAAAUACACCGUGAUUAGAACAACAGAAAUUGUAUAAUGUCGUAGUAUUUUAUAUUCUUUUGUGUGUAGAUUCACCGCUUCGUCUUUUAUAAAUAACAUAUUGAAGUAGUAAUAUUCUUUAUACAUUAAUUAGGAAAACUUGAAUAGAAACGAUAGUAAUAAGUAUACAAAAAUGAGUUUGUUAACAAAUAUUAGACGAAAGGUUCUUUUGUUACUCGUCUUUUUCGUGUUGUAUUCUGUGUGUUUUGCUGAUGGAGGUGUUCAAGAACUGCCACCGGGUGUUCAGCCUCUGGAAACGGACGAAGUUAAACCUACAGAGGCAGGAGAAGCAGCCAAGAAGGAUAGUAACGGAAAACUGAUCAAUCCAGAAAAUGUCGGUUUCAUCCACGCCUUCGUGGCCAGCUUGUCCGUCAUUCUUGUGUCCGAAAUCGGGGACAAGACCUUCUUCAUUGCAGCUAUUAUGGCCAUGAGGCAUCCCAGACUUACCGUGUUUGGCGGUGCCAUAUCGGCCUUAAUACUGAUGACCAUCCUCUCAGCGUUAUUUGGUUGGUUGGUGAACGUAAUACCUAGGGCGUACACGUAUUAUAUCAGCACAGCUCUAUUCGCGAUUUUCGGUCUGAAAAUGCUGAAAGAAGGAUGUUCAAUGUCACCUAAUGAGGGUCAGGAAGAAAUGGAAGAAGUCCAAAUGGAACUUAGGAAUAGGGAGGAACAGAUAGAAAGGGGCUCGAACUCCGGCGAUGCCGAAGCGGGGGCUACGAACCGCAGGCCUAAACCCACCAGUCCGCUGACCGUCAUCCUCAGGAUAUUCCUGCAAGCGUUUACCUUAACUUUCUUGGCGGAGUGGGGCGACAGAUCUCAGCUAACUACGAUUAUUCUAGGUGCCAGAGAGAACGUUUAUGGUGUUAUAUUAGGAGGUGUUAUAGGACACUCGUUAUGUACUGGAGUUGCAGUAUUAGGGGGCAGGAUGAUUGCCCAGAAAAUUUCCGUCAGAACUGUUACGAUCAUCGGCGGAAUUGUGUUUUUAGUAUUCGCCGUAUCGGCGCUGUUCUUCGACCCCAACAUGGGUGAAAAAUAGUUGUUACCCUCACUGAUUUAACUAGGAUCGGCCAGAAAUUAGAAAAGCAAAAGCGACAAACCUUGAAAAUUUUGCCUUGAUAUUAUUUUCCAAAUAAACGUUUUAGAAUAAUGUAUAUAUAAAACAACAAAUACACUAAGUGGGUAAAAAAUUGCGUCACCUCAAAAGUUUAUUUUAUUUGUUUUUGACACUGACAAAAUGUUAAAACAAAUAUUUGUAUUUUUUUUGGUGAAUUUUUAUUCUUAAUCACAAAAGGUUAGUUUUAUUUAUUUUUGGAUAAAUGUUGAAACGAAUAUUUUAAAUUUUUAUUUUUUAUGACAGGUUAUGCAUGUUGUCACUCUCCAAAUAAACUAGAGUCUGUCAAGGAAAGAUUUCGGCAGACGACAUUCAAAAAUUUACUUGUGAAUAAAAAU